AUCCUUCUCCCCCUUUAUAAUUCCCGAUCACACUUUUUAUCUUCCACGCUAAGAAAAUUCAGGAGGAAGUCCGUGAGUGAGAGCUUCGACUGUGCAAAAUACUGCUAUGGAGCAAGAGAGAGCCGGAUCUCCAUCGCCUCCCCCUCCUCAUCAUGGUGGCCACGCCGGCGGCGGAGAUUUCUCAGCGAUUCUCACAGUCCUAUUCGCCUUCAUUGUCAUCGUGACCAUGGUAGUGAUUCCAUCAUCAACAACCUUAAAGAAUAGCUUGUCUGUUGUGCACCAAGUCCCAGAGGGCCAUGUUGGGGUAUACUGGAGAGGAGGCGCCCUUCUGAAUACGAUUACAGAUCCAGGUUUUCAUCUAAAGAUGCCAUUGAUAACCCACUAUGAACCUGUUCAAGUGGUUCUUCAGACGGAUCAGGUGAGAGAUAUUCCUUGUGGUACUAAAGGUGGUGUCAUGAUCAACUUUGAAAAGAUAGAGGUUGUUAACCGUCUUCGUAAGGAUUAUGUGUAUGAUACACUGCUGAACUAUGGAGUGCACUAUGACAACACAUGGAUAUAUGACAAGAUUCAUCAUGAGAUCAACCAGUUCUGCAGUUCCCACUCUCUUCAGCAAGUCUAUAUUGAUGUGUUUGAUCAAAUUGAUGAAAAGAUGAAAGAUGCUCUCCAGGGUGACUGCACACGUUAUGCUCCAGGUAUUGAAAUUAUCAGUGUGCGUGUUACAAAGCCUACUAUCCCAGAGAGCAUAAGACGCAAUUUUGAACAGAUGGAAGAGGAGCGUACUAAGGUCUUAAUUGCUAUUGAGAGACAAAGAGUAGUUGAGAAAGAGGCAGAGACAAAAAAGAAAAUGGCUAUCAGUGAAGCUGAGAAGAAUGCAAAUGUCAGUAAGAUCAUUAUGGAACAGAAGUUGACUGAAAAGGAAAGUACCAGAAAGCAGCAAGAAAUUGAGAACCAAAUCUACAUGGCUCGGGAAAAGAGUCUGGCGGAUGCCGAUUUCUACCGUGUAAUGAAGGAAGCUGAAGCAAACAAGUUGAAGCUUACUCCGGAAUUUCUUGAGCUUAAAUUCAUCGACGCCAUUGCUGAUAAUACAAAAAUCUUCUUUGGGGAAAAGGUACCUAAUAUGGUUUUGGAUCAGAGGCUGCUUGGGAACUUCCUGAAACAGGUGCCUGUGGACCUGUCAAGAGAGGCGUCUAAGGAGGGGAAUUUUGAAUCUUAAGUAUAGAUCUUCACUUCUAUCAACAUGAUGCAAUGAUUAUAAUAGAUACUGUUAGAAAUAGGUCACACAAGUAGUGAAAAUGAAAACAUUUAUAAUAAAGUUGCUUCAGUUAAAUUUUGUUUUGUUUGAACCAUCUUUUCCCGGCUAGUUUUUCACUCCUGAUGUAAUAAAAAAUCAUGUCUAGUUUCUGGUAUGUAUACAAGCUAGAAACAUUUUGCAGGUUGACGUUCAA
Molecule: messenger RNA, 1445 nt
Organism: Corylus avellana
Lineage: Eukaryota; Viridiplantae; Streptophyta; Magnoliopsida; Fagales; Betulaceae
Product: SPFH/Band 7/PHB domain-containing membrane-associated protein family
Biological process (GO): SREBP signaling pathway
Cellular component (GO): endoplasmic reticulum membrane; endoplasmic reticulum
Molecular function (GO): cholesterol binding; ubiquitin protein ligase binding
Source: RefSeq, a predicted model, not a curated record